CCUUCUUUGUGUGUCUAUAAAAUGGAUUGGUCCGUCUCGCAUUGCACAUUGCUGUUCCAACUUCAUCUAUUUGACCAGCUGCACCAUCCACAGCCUAGCUAUGAGCAAAAACUUCUUGUCCGUGAAUGAAGAACUCCGCAAGGGAGAUUAUUUGGUCUCCAAUAACCAAGAGUUCAAAGCUGUGUUCCAGGAGGAUGGCAACUUUGUCAUCUAUGGCUGGAAGCCCACCUGGGCUUCUGAUACGGUCUCAUCAGAACCCUACCGUUUAUGUAUGCAGAAAGACUGCAAUUUCGUCAUGUAUACGAAGAACGACAGUGCCAUAUGGAACACUAAGUCCAACCGAUCCCCCUGCAACACGUGCCGCCUCUACCUAAAGGAUGAUGGAACCCUGGUGGUGGCAAGUGAGGGUCAGGACGUCUGGUCCUCUGCAAACUCCAAAGGCACGAAAUGAAGUGACAAGCUUCAUCUUCCCCUGGGUGCACCACGUCACUGUAUAUCCGCAUGUGACAAAUGUGUAGUGUGCUUCACUUUGUAGACAUUUUCCAUGUAUGUGUCCAGUAAAGGAAGUCAACAAACCAUAAAA
Messenger RNA from Anguilla anguilla (European eel), 583 nucleotides. Its product is annotated as comitin-like. The record is from RefSeq and is a predicted model, not a curated record. The transcript is spliced from 3 exons. NCBI's taxonomy places the organism in Eukaryota, Metazoa, Chordata, Actinopteri, Anguilliformes, Anguillidae. The coding region runs from base 101 to 451 and encodes 116 amino acids.